CCACCGCCGGCCCUCUCCCGCCGGAGAAACUCCCGGUCCUCGCGACCACCACCACCACCUCGCCCUAACCGCAUCUCCAACUCUAGCCUUCAAUCCGCCGCCGUCGCCACCCGGUGCGCGUCGGGGAGGAGCCCAACUGCUAGGAGCGCGUGGCCCGGCGGGGGAGAAGAAGGAAAGGCGUCUCGAACUCUCAGGGAGCAGCGCCGCCACCCGCUAAUAAGCUCCAGGGGAAACGCCGGCGAGCUAUCGAGAGCCAUCGCCUGUCAGGUCCUUAACAAACAGGCAAUGGAUGUGGAUGAAAUGCUCGGUGGCCUGCGUGCUACCGGAGUGCCUACAAAGAGCGCGAUUUACAUAUGGGGGUAUAACCAUAGUGGGCAGACGGCGCGGAAAGGCAAGGAGUGCCACUUAAGGAUCCCCAAGAGCCUCCCUCCAAAGCUAUUCAAAUGGCAGGAUGGCAAGAACCUCAGGUGGAUUGAUGUUGCAUGUGGCCGUGAGCACACUGCUGCAGUCGCUUCUGAUGGAUCGCUCUACACCUGGGGCGCAAAUGAUUUUGGUCAGUUGGGAGAUGGGACAGAGGAGAGUGCAAAGGAACCCCAAAAGGUGAUGGCACUGGAAACUGAGUUUGUGAAAUCAGUGUCCUGUGGAGCACAUUGUACAGCUGCUCUUGCUGAACCUCGAGAAAAUGAUGCCACUAUAUCAAGAAGCAGGCUCUGGGUUUGGGGACAAAAUCAGGGCUCAGAUUACCCUCGCCUAUUCUGGGGAGCUUUUGCACCAAAUACGGUGGUUCGUCAGGUUUCUUGCGGAGCUGUUCAUGUCAUGGCCCUAUCUGAAGAUGGCCUGCUGCAGGCAUGGGGCUACAAUGAGUAUGGUCAGCUUGGGAGAGGUUGUACUUCUGAAGGGCUACAGGGAGCUCGUGUACUAAAUGUUUAUGCAAGGUUCCUUGAUGAGGCCCCCGAGCUAGUGAAGAUUAUUAGAGUAUCAUGUGGAGAGUACCAUACAGCAGCUAUAUCAGAAAAUGGGGAGGUAUAUACUUGGGGACUGGGAAGCAUGGGACAGCUUGGGCAUUGCUCUCUUCAGUCUGGAGACAAGGAACUGAUCCCAAGGCGUGUUGUUGCUCUUGACAGAAUAGUAAUCAGGGAUGUGUCAUGUGGUGGGGUCCACUCAUGUGCUGUAACUGAUGAUGGAGCGCUCUAUGCUUGGGGUGGAGGACAUGUGGGCCAACUGGGUCUGGGACCACAGAGCGGUUUCUUUUCCUGUGCUCUUAAUGGAUCGGACAUGCUCCUCCGCAACAUUCCGGUCCUGGUCAUACCAUCAGGAGUCCAGCUUGUUACUUGUGGCCAUUCUCACACCCUUGUGUCUAUGAAAGAUGGUCGCAUAUAUGGAUGGGGCUAUAAUUGUUAUGGCCAGGCAGCUAAUGAAAAAUCUACUUAUGCUUGGUUCCCCUCUCCAGUUGAUUGGUGCGUUGGAGAGGUGAGGAGACUUGCUGCAGGUGGUGGCCAUUCAGCUGUUUUAACUGAUGCAUGUUCUCUAAAAGAACUGUGUGAGUUCAAGCUGGCAGAAACAGUUAACAUGUCCAAUGCUCUUCUGAUAGAAGAUGCUGCAUCGCGGACUGGUGGUGAUGCCCUGGCACGUCUGUGUGAGAAAUUAAGGGAGCAUUUGGUUGAGCAAGGAGAGUGUGAACUGUUGGAAAAUCAAAUGAUCGAAGAGGUUGAGGCAAAAGCCUAAAUACCCUAGUGAAUAGUCACUAUUCAUCGCACCUUUUAUGUGCUGACAUUCGAGUCACAUUGGUUGUCGUGAUUGUAGUGUAUGGACUCAGGACUCUAAAUUAAUUAUGUGUUGGACUGAGAUCUCAAUCUCAUUGGUGUCUCCCAAGUGUAUGAAAGAAUUGGGAGACUGUUUGUACCAUUAUGAAAAGGCAGGUGAAUAUUGUUGUAGAACUAAGUACAGUUAGGAACCGAUUGUAACCUUCAGAAUUAUGCUUGGCCACCGAGCAGCUGCACCUUUGCCUUUGGUGCAUGUGUUUCAGGAUUCACUGAAAUUAACAUUAAGUUUGAGAGUUUCCAGGGAAUGGUGUUGUAAUGGAUAUAUUGUUCAUGUUUUA
Molecule: messenger RNA, 2101 nt
Organism: Oryza brachyantha (malo sina)
Lineage: Eukaryota; Viridiplantae; Streptophyta; Magnoliopsida; Poales; Poaceae
Product: ultraviolet-B receptor UVR8
Exons: 9
Coding region: 286-1725 (479 amino acids)
Source: RefSeq, a predicted model, not a curated record